GUAACCUCAUAUUUUUGUAAUAUAGAGUUGUCCUGUAAAUAUUUAAUUCUUGGAAUGUUUCAUUAAUUUAAAUAUCAAAAUUUUUUAAUUGUAUUGGCUACGAUAUUGUGGAAAUGGAAUGAUAUUAAUAAGAACUAUAAUAUAUCUGUUUCUUAUAUCUCUUAUUCUUUAGGUACUUUGUGUUAUAUUUGUUUUAUUAAAAAAUGGGUCUAUUAACGGAUCCAAGUUCUGGUCAAGGCAAGUUAGUCAAACUUCUCUUAAAACAUUAUUCUAAAAUAUGUGUACUAUUGUGCUUGGGUGGUAUACUAUGGUUUUGCGCUUUGGCCUGUCCCCAAAUGAACGCAAAUACUUAUUUUUCUGAAAAUGCCCUUUUACCGGGGCUAGUGAAAUCACAAUUCUAUGAAGAAAAAGCCGCAUCACUUUUCCACGAUGAAUUAAUCGAUGAAAUGAAAAAAUAUGAGGAUUCCAUACCAUAUCCUUGGUUACUUGCUAAAUUUAAACAAUUAGGAUUAGAUACAUACACACACAACUUUACUUUACAUUCACCACUUAGCAACAAAGAGAGAUACAGUGGACAAAAUGUUUAUGGUAUCCUAAGAGCUGCUAGAGCGUCGAGUACAGAAGCUCUUGUACUUAGUGUACCAUAUAGACCCCCAUCCAGUGUUCAUGCUUCAACUAGUGCAUCUGUAGCUGUAAUGCUAGCAUUUGCCAAGUUUGCCAAUAAGGAAAAAUAUUGGGCAAAAGAUUUGAUAUUUUUGAUAACUGAACAUGAGCAACUUGGCAUACAGGCGUGGCUAGAAGCAUAUCAUGGUGUGACAUGCGGAAAUGAAAAUGUUUUGGAUUCAGGUGACCUUAAAGGUAGAGGUGGUGCUAUUCAGGCAGCUGUAAAUCUUGAAAUUCAUAGCACGAGAAUUGGUCAGAUGGAUAUAAAAAUUGAGGGAUUAAAUGGGCAACUGCCUAAUUUAGAUUUGUUUAAUUUGGCAUCCAAAAUGUGUACUAAAGAAGGCCUUUAUCAUACGUUUAAAAAUAAAGGACCAGAAUAUCACAGAGAUCCAAUAAAGGAAUGGAAGUAUUACUUUAGAAACCUUUUAGCGAUGGUAGCGACACAGGCUACAGGGAUACCAAACGGUAACCACGGAUUGUUUCACCGUUUUGGCAUUCAAGCCUUAACAAUGGAAGGUUUCGAACAGUCCAAAGCAAGAGGAAGCAGCAGAGUUGGAUUUGUUAGUAUUGGCAGAAUUAUAGAGGGCACUUUUCGAAGCUUAAAUAAUUUACUUGAACGAUUCCAUCAAAGUUUCUUCUUUUACCUGCUCUCAUCUCCAGAUAGAUAUAUUUCCAUAGGACUUUAUAUGCCUGCAGUUUGUUUAAUUGCUGGAGCUUUAUUCAUAAAAUCCUGUGCAAAAUGGUUCAAAUUUCAAGGAAGUUUUGAGGAUGAGUCAGAUAAGCCCAAAGCAACUGAAGGUCGAGAAACUGAAUCCAUCAAAGUUGACAAAGUCAUAAUUUUAUUUUUACUUACUCAUUUUCUGGGAGUUGUAGUAAUGAAUAUUCCGCAUUAUACAACAAGAAUUUCAAACCAUUAUGACUAUAACGUACAAACUAGUAUUUUUUACACACUUAUUGGACUUUCUGUGAUAUUCUUGUUGUUACCAUUUUUAGUCCCAUUCCGUAGCUGUGAGAGGAGCAUGAAUGCAUUCAAUAUACUUGCUAUGUUAGAACUAGGUACAGCACUCAUAUGCAUAUCUAUGAAUAACUUCUCCUUGGGCAUGUUCUGUGCAGUUGUGAGUGUGCCCUUAGCACUUUUUAUGAACCCCACCUCGAAUAGGUAUUACUCUUUCCUUCAACGAAUAUUGUGGCUGGCGGUACAUCCAUUAACGGUGUUAGUAGUGGUAGUGUUAGUCAACACUUAUUCCAUGUUCCCGACAGAAAGCUUUAAAGAAAUAUUAUCAAGAGGUUGGGACGCGUCUCAACAAGCUGUUAUUUACAGCAUAGUCGAUUCCAUGAUUUAUGGAAAUUGGCUGUUUAGUGUUGUUACAAGUAUCUUCAUUCCAAAUUGGUUAUGUUUUUGGUGUAUUUCUUGCAGUAAUAUUAAACCAAAGAAUGUAGUGAGUCAGGACAAAAAAUUAAAUUAAAACGUUGAUUUUUUAA
This is a messenger RNA of Anoplophora glabripennis (Asian longhorned beetle), 2145 nucleotides long. It is a transcript of the gene GAA1, whose product is annotated as glycosylphosphatidylinositol anchor attachment 1 protein. The record is from RefSeq and is a predicted model, not a curated record. Gene Ontology annotation, biological process: attachment of GPI anchor to protein. Lineage: Eukaryota; Metazoa; Arthropoda; Insecta; Coleoptera; Cerambycidae. The coding region runs from base 204 to 2129 and encodes 641 amino acids. The transcript has 8 exons. Gene Ontology annotation, cellular component: GPI-anchor transamidase complex; membrane.